This is a messenger RNA of Staurois parvus, 282 nucleotides long. Lineage: Eukaryota; Metazoa; Chordata; Amphibia; Anura; Ranidae. The record is from the annotation of a GenBank genome assembly.
CACUGAUGGGUGACACUGAAAGGCAGAUCAGAUGGGCACUGAUAUGUGGCAUUGAUGGGCACUGGUAGGCACUGAUAUGUGGCAUUGGUGUGGCACUGAUGGGCAAUGGCAGGUGGCAUGGAUGAGCACUGACACAAGGCACUGAUGGACACUGACAGGUGGCACUGCUGGGGCUACACUGAUCAUCAGGGCACACUGAUCAUCAAUGCCCUGAUGAUCACUGUCAGCGUGACAGCUCGAGAGGAGAGAAAUGCCGAUAACCGGCAUUUACCUGUUUACAUG